This is a messenger RNA of Heterocephalus glaber (naked mole-rat), 2864 nucleotides long. RefSeq names its product Yip1 domain family member 1 (gene Yipf1). The record is from RefSeq and is a predicted model, not a curated record. Gene Ontology annotation, cellular component: membrane; Golgi apparatus. Gene Ontology annotation, molecular function: small GTPase binding. NCBI's taxonomy places the organism in Eukaryota, Metazoa, Chordata, Mammalia, Rodentia, Bathyergidae. Gene Ontology annotation, biological process: vesicle-mediated transport.
ACCCCUGCACAUUUUCCUCCUCCUAACUGGGAGAAGACCCACUGGCUGAAUGGCAGCUGUGGAUAACUUGCGAUUUGAAGAAUUUGGUGAUGCACCCACUUCCCUAGCAACAAACCCAGAUGCUACCACGAUAAGCAUUGAGGAUCCUGGCGAAACCCCAAAACAUCAACCAGGACCUGCAAGAGGCUCCGGGAGAGAAGAGGAUGAUGAGUUACUGGGAAAUGAUGACUCUGAUAAAACUGAGUUACUUGCUGGACAGAAGAAAAGCUCUCCCUUCUGGACGUUUGAGUAUUAUCAAACAUUCUUUGAUGUGGACACUUACCAGGUCUUUGACAGAAUAAAAGGGUCUCUUUUGCCAAUACCCGGGAAAAACUUUGUGAGGUUAUAUAUCCGCAGCAAUCCAGAUCUCUAUGGGCCCUUUUGGAUAUGUGCCACAUUGGUCUUUGCCAUAGCAAUUAGUGGGAAUCUUUCCAACUUCUUAAUCCAUCUGGGAGAGAAGACAUACCAUUAUGUGCCCGAAUUCCGAAAAGUGUCCAUAGCAGCGACAAUCAUCUAUGCCUAUGCCUGGCUGGUUCCCCUUGCUCUCUGGGGUUUCCUCAUGUGGAGAAACAGCAAGGUUAUGAAUAUCGUUUCCUAUUCGUUUCUGGAGAUUGUGUGCGUCUAUGGCUAUUCCCUCUUCAUUUAUAUCCCCACAGCAAUACUAUGGAUUAUUCCCCAGAAAGCAGUUCGUUGGAUUCUAGUCAUGAUUGCCCUGGGCAUCUCAGGAUCUGUCUUGGCAAUGACAUUCUGGCCAGCUGUUCGUGAGGAUAACCGGCGCAUUUCGAUGGCCACAAUCGUCAUGAUUGUGUUGCUUCACAUGCUUCUUUCUGUAGGCUGCUUGGCCUACUUUUUUGAUGCACCAGAAAUGGACCAUCUCCCAACAGCUACAGCUACUCCUAACCAAACUGUUGCAGCAGCCAAGUUCAGCUAAGGAGAAAAAUGGACUCCAGUGAUUGUUGGCAAAGAAGGCCCCAGGGCACAGUGGGCCCCUUCGUGGCACUGAAGGCCAAAGGAAGGAGACAAAGUCUUACUUGACUUGGCCUCUGCAGUGCCCAGCCCAUUUCCCCUUCAUAGUGGGAGGAUGGGCUCAGGGCCACCCUUUACCCUUGUCAUUCCCACCUUUAUUGACAGUGCUCUGGCCUCUGUGGGCCAGGCCUUGGGGACCUAGAAAAUCAGAUUCAGCCUUGGCCUCAUGGUGGGGUGAACAGCCUACUAGAUAAUGCCAUGUGGUAUGAAAAGUGCCUCAGGCAUGUUGUCAACUGAGCACUGUGUGACUCAGGUGGCUGCAAGGGCUGAGAGUGGGAGUCCUUGCUAGAACUAGGUCCUGAAGGUUGAGUAGCAGACAGAUAGCCAGCUUCAGGCUGAUCAAGGGAACAUGGUGGGUGACACCAUGUGUGUCCCAGGAGCACAGUUGCCUGGACCUCUUCUUGGCCCAAGAUACCCUACAUCAAACUUGUGAGGGUUCUUUUGACGUCCUGCUGAGUGAGACUGCAGUUCCUUCUUUACCUUUCCUUGUAAAGUCUCCAGUCCAAGAACCACAGCUGCUGUAACCUGUGGGAAUCAAGCAGAGUCCAAGGAGAGCCGGCCUCUUGGGGUCCUUGAACUCAAUCUUUGACUCCAUAGACUUGCUCAGAUCUGUAAACUUAGGUGUCAGCAUCUCCAUCUGGGCGUCAUGUCUUCAAAUGAGAGAGACGAACAGCUCCUUUGCAGCCUCCCUGACAGAAGCAUCCAUCGCUUUGCCAAGAAGAGAGGCUGUCCAGGCCCUGGGUGCUGCAGACCUGUGAGCUGGCCGUGCCUUCUGCUGUAAUCUCUGGACUCAAGCUCUCACCAAAAUAGAAUGGCUUCUAAUUUCCAUGAAAAUCUUCCCCAUGUAAAUCUCUGUACAUUGGCAGCCUUAGCCUGGAACUGGUUUCUGGGAGAGCUUUAACUGUUUCUCUCCCUGAAACCUCGGAAUCCCAGGGGAGCUUCUGACUACUUGUAAGUAGGGAAUCUCCUCCUGCAUUGAGUCACUGACGUGGCAUGAAAAAUGUCUGGCUUCUGUCCUUCCUUCUUCACUAACUUCCUGUCUGGGGGUAUUGCGUAUUUCUUCUGUGAGCCAGGACCCUGGUACAGCCUGGAAAGUGGACCUGGGAAGCUCAGCUUUAGCUUGAAGCGUGGAACCUGUGAAGGGCCAAGCCCAGAGCUGGCUGCCUUCCCGUGGGUGGUGACGAGUGCCUCAGUCUGGAGGCUUCCAGCAGAUAAUUGUACUGCAGUGUGAUAAGGGUGUUAAUAAUAGAUGAACAAAGGACUUCUGGAGAGUCCUUUGUAAUUAAAACCCUCCUGAUUUGAUAUACAGGAUCUGCAUGUAAUUAUCUCUUUACUUGCUCAUGUUGAGAGUGUUCACUUUAUAAGCCACUUUGCUGGGUUUAUACACAUCAAUUCUUUAAUUCUAAAAUCAGCUUUAACCCAGUGCUGUAAUCUCCGCUAACACAGCAUCCAGACUGCAUGCGGUCACACAUCACUGAUACUGCUUUCCAUCCUCUCCACAGGUCUGAUGUGCCCCUGCCCGGAGAAUGCAUUUUCAGCCUCUGGGAUGUUUCUUUCUGGGUUUUUUUUUUACCUCUAGUACUGGGGAUCGAACUCAGGACUUUGUGCUUGCAAGGCAGGCGUGGUGCCACUGAGCUAAAUCCCCAGCCCUCUUUCUCAGUUUUCUUUGUUCCUUUUCUUAAAGGUAGAUUGGGGGAACCUGGGACAGGAAAUGAGUUAAUACAGUAACUUUUUAUUCUUUUUAACUUAAUGGAAAAUUUUAACAGACAAAAGUAGAAUAAAUAGUAAAUGCAAACUUA